Molecule: messenger RNA, 2526 nt
Organism: Colletotrichum chrysophilum
Lineage: Eukaryota; Fungi; Ascomycota; Sordariomycetes; Glomerellales; Glomerellaceae
Exons: 2
Coding region: 1-2526 (841 amino acids)
Biological process (GO): carbohydrate metabolic process
Source: RefSeq, a predicted model, not a curated record
AUGGCUCCUAUCACCAUCACAGACGCACGGUUUGAACAUGCCGCAGGCGGCAUUGGUGUCCCAUCUCCAACCCCUCGAAUCUCCUGGAGAGUGACAUCCGACCCUCUCCCAAAGAAUUGGAAGCAGACAUCCUACGACGUCGAAAUCACCCGGAGCGGGAAGCAACCCCAAUCGUUUCACGUCGAGAGCAGCUCAUCGGUCCUGAUACCAUGGCCGGAUAGCCCCCUAGCUGCAGCAGAAACAGCGAUCAUCCGCGUCAAGUCCUCCGGCACGUCCGACAACGGACAGCUUAACACAGAAUGGUCCGGACCGGCGACGGUCGAGGCUGCCCUUCUGUACCGAGACGACUGGUCCGCCAAGCCCAUCACCGCCCCGCCUCGGUCGGAAACGCACCCGGAUGAGCGGGGCAUCCGGCCUGUCCGGUUCCGCAAGACUUUCACCGCCCCGGAGCUCAACGACGGCCGUGCAAGACUCUACAUCACUGCUCUAGGAAUAUACGAAGCCUACCUCAACGGCAAGAGAAUUGGAGAUGAGUGGCUUGCCCCCGGAUGGACGGCCUACCAACACCGCAUCCAGUAUCAAGUCUUUGACGUCGGACCCCUUUUGAAACCGGGGCAGCCCAACGUCCUGUCCGUGGAAGUCAGCGAGGGAUGGUACGCCGGCCGCGUUCUCUGGGGAGACGGUCUGACGUGUUUCUACGGCGACCGCAUCGGCGUGCUCGCUCAACUCGACCUCCUCGACACCGGAUCCGAGUUCCGCCUCACUACAGAUGAAACUUGGGAGUGCCAUUCCUCCCCCAUCGUUGGAAGCGAUAUCUAUGACGGCGAGACCUACGACCUCGGCCUCGAAGUCGACGACUGGCACCACGACACAUCAAAAUGGACUCCCGUCGAGACCCUCCCCUUCCCCAAACCGUCCCUGAUCCCAUCAUCCUCCCCGCCGGUGCGCAUCACCGAGACAAUCAAACCCAUCAAAGUCUUCACAGACCCCUCCGGCAAGGCCCUGGUCGACUUUGGCCAGAACCUCGUCGGUAAACUAGUCCUCCACUCCCUCAAGAAGCCAGACGGCCACCGCCUCACCAUCCGCCACGCAGAGGUCCUCGAGAACGGCUACCUCGGCAUCCGCCCCCUGCGCAGAGCAAAGCAGACCGACACAAUCAUCUUCGGCGGCGGGCGCGGGCUGCAGAACUGGUCGCCGCACUUCACGUACCACGGCUUCCGUUACGUCGAGCUGGACGGCUGGGCUGCCAAUGAGAUCACUCUUGAGUCUGUCUCUGCGGUGGUGAUGCAUACUGACAUGCGGCGGACGGGCUUCUUCUCGUGCUCUGAUGAGGAAAUCAACGCGCUGCACCGCAACGUCGUGUGGAGUAUGCGCGGCAACUUCGUCUCGAUCCCUACGGACUGUCCCCAGCGUGACGAGCGUCUGGGGUGGACGGGUGAUAUCCAGAUCUUCAGCCCCACGGCGUCGUUCUUGUAUGAAUGCGGUGGAAUGCUGAGCAACUGGAUGAGAGAUGUGAUCCUUGACCAGAAGGAUGCUGGCGGCGUCGUGCCGCUCGUGGUGCCGAAUGUCAUGAAGGACGGCCCGUUUCCUGCGCUCCCACAGGCUGUGUGGGACGACGUUGUCGUGUUAGUGCCGUGGACUUUAUACAAGUGGUUCGGUGACGCUGGCGUUCUUCAAGAAACAUAUCCGGGCAUGAAGGACUACCUGAAGUCCAUCAAGCGAGGCGAUGACGGACUUUGGGAUACCGACCUGUGGCAGCUCGGCGACUGGCUCGACCCGAACGCGCCCCCCGCCGAACCCGGCCUCGCGAGAACUGACGGCACUCUCGUUGCAGACGCCUACCUCGUCCACGUAACCGGCGUCGUCUCCCAAAUCGCCCGUAUCCUCUCCAUCACAGAUGACGCAGACAAAUUCUCGGCCGAGCACAAGCGCCUCAAGCAGCUCUUCCAGGACAAGUACAUCACCAAGGCAGGCUUCGUCGUCGCCGACUCCCAGACGGCCCUAGCCCUCGCCCUGCUCUUCGACCUGCACGAGACCCCCGCCCAGCGUAAGGCCGCCGCGGCGAGACUGGCGCGGCUAGUGCAGUACUCCAAGUUCAGGGUGUCAACGGGCUUCGCAGGUACACCAGUCAUCCUGCACGCGCUGUCUGAGACGGGUUACACGCAGCACGCGUACCGCAUGUUGCUCGAGAAGGGGUGUCCCUCGUGGAUGUACCCGGUCACAAAGGGCGCGACGACGGUGUGGGAGAGGUGGGAUAGUAUGCUGGAGGAUGGCACGAUCAACCCCGGCGAGAUGACGAGCUUCAACCACUAUGCUCUUGGCAGCGUGACGAACUGGAUGCAUGCUAGCAUUGGGGGGUUGUCGCCGCUGGAGCCUGGGUGGACGAAGUUUCUAGUGAGGCCGAGGCCGGGAGGGGGGUUGAAGCAUGCGGAGGUUGAGUACCUGAGCCCGAGUGGCCAGAUUGGUAUUGGAGGUGACAGUUCCGCCGAAUGCCACGGCUGUGGUAUCCCUGCCGGAUGGGAGUGA